Strongyloides ratti is the source of this 3207-nucleotide messenger RNA. RefSeq names its product RNA recognition motif domain and F-box domain and Glycosyl transferase, family 43 and Nucleotide-binding, alpha-beta plait domain-containing protein. Bases 1 to 3207 code for a protein of 1068 amino acids. Gene Ontology annotation, molecular function: protein binding; galactosylgalactosylxylosylprotein 3-beta-glucuronosyltransferase activity; RNA binding. The transcript has 6 exons. The record is from RefSeq and is a predicted model, not a curated record. Lineage: Eukaryota; Metazoa; Nematoda; Chromadorea; Rhabditida; Strongyloididae. Gene Ontology annotation, biological process: carbohydrate metabolic process; chondroitin sulfate proteoglycan biosynthetic process. Gene Ontology annotation, cellular component: Golgi membrane.
AUGACUAUGAUAAAGUAUAGAAGAUUAAAAAGCAACAUGGUAAGGAAUGCUGCUAGAAUAUUUUUAAAAAAAAAUGUAAAAUUAACCAUAUUUUCAAUACUAAUAAUUGGAUCAUCAGUUCUUUUAUUACUUCAAAUUUUUGAUAACAGAGUAUAUGUUAAUAUAGAUCAAAAACAACAUAAAUAUAAUAUGAAUGAUUUCAAAAAUUAUAGUACGCAAAUUAUUAUUAUCACACCAACAUAUAAAAGAUAUACAAGAAUUGCUGAUAUGACAAGAAUGUCAAACACUUUAAGAUUAAUACCAAAUGUAUAUUGGCUUUUAAUAGAAGAUGGUUUAGAAAAAAGUAAAUUAUUAGAAAAUCUUCUUAAACGAAGUGAAAUACCUUAUACAUAUUUGGUUCAUAAAACAGAAGCAGGAUAUCCCAAAAGAGGAUGGUAUCAAAGAGAUAUGGCAUUAACAUUUUUAAGAAAUAAUCAUAAACAAGUAACUCAUGGUUUUAAUCAUUCUGUUGUUUAUUUUGGUGAUGAUGAUAAUUCAUAUGAUACUAGACUUUUUACUAAUUAUAUUGCUAAUGUUAAAAAAGUUGGAAUAUGGGCAGUUGGUCAUGUUGGUGGUGCAGUUUUUGAAAGUCCUAAAGUUGAAAAAGAUAAUCCUAAAGCCUUAUUUGGUAAAAGUUGCAAACGUGGAGGUGGUGCUCCAGAACCAUGUUUAUUAGAAAGUCUUGGUUUUACAAAAGAUGAUUUAGAACCAUUUGGUUUUGAUAAACCACCUGGUGAAAGUAGAGAAAUUUUAGUUUAUCAUACAAAAACAACAAAACCUAAAAGUUUUCCCCAACAAGAUUUAUACGGAUAUGAUGUUGAAUUAAUUUUUUUUUUUAUAAAACUUAUCUGGAAUUUAGAAGAAAUGUUAUAUGAAAAUAAUGAAACAGAAUUUAAUAGUUUUUAUAAGCCAAAAGGUCUUAUGAAAACUCUUAAUCGAAUUAAUGCACAAAAUUUAGAAAGUGGGGGAUUAAAUAAUUUUUCUGAAGCAUUUCAAAGUUUUAUGACAAGAGUUAAAUUUUUUUCUGUUGGAAGAUUACGAAGAACAUAUUCAUCAUCAGCUCUUGAAUUUAUGAAAUAUAGAACUCUUUUACCAAUGAUUGUUGGAAAUGAAUGUGAUAAUGGAAGUUCAUUUGAUAAUUUUGAUUCUGAUAUAUAUAGUAAGAAAUGUGAUGAUCUAGAUAAUGGUUAUGAAAAAGUUAUUGUAUCAAAUAUACCAUUAAAAGUUAGUACUACACAAUGUAAAGCAUUUUUUUCAAAAUAUGGUAAAAUAAUAAGUUGUGAUUUGUCAUUUGAUGAUAGAUCAAAUACUACGGGAACUUCAUCAAAAAGUGGUUUUAAAGUUACUAGUACAGCUGUUAUUACAUUUGCUUCAAAAGAAGAUGUAGAAAAAUUAUUGAUUGCUGAACCAGAAGAUUUGAAGUUAUAUGGACACAUAAUGAAAGUUGAUAAAGCUGAUUUAUCAUUAAAAAAAUCAGUAUCAAUUAUAAAAUCUCCUAAUACAAAUCAUGGUAUAUUAUCAUUUGAUAAUUCUUUUACAAAUAUUGAUAAUGGUAUAAUAAAUCGUUUUAGUAGAACACCAUCAUCAAAUUCAUUAUCAACUUCAAAUUCAUUAAAUGAAAAAAUUGUUUCAUGGAAUGGUCUACCUAAUAAAGCUAUACAAAAAAUUUUAAGUUAUUUAACACAUAUAGAAUGUUUAAAAUUAGAAAGAGUUAAUAAAAAAUGGUUAGAAGCUGGUAUAAAAGUUUGGACACAAACUACAACUAUAUCAUUUAAAGAUCACAAAAAAAUUGGACGCAUAUUUACAAAAGAAAAACCAUUAACAUUAGAAAUAUUAAAACAAUUUUUACAACGUGGUGGUAUAAAUUUAAAAAAACUUGAUUUAUCAUCAGUACCUAAUACAUUAGAUGAAAGUGCAUUUAUUGUAAUAGGUAAAUAUUGCAAAUUAUUAGAAACAUUAGAUAUAUCUGGAAUUCAUAGUACAAUAAAAAAUAUUAUUUUUUUGGGUGAAUAUCUUAAUAUAAAAUAUUUAUCUUACAGAAAUAUGACAAAUAUUGAUGAAAAAUGUUUUUGGUAUUUAAUUAAAGGAUUUUUUGACACCUUAGUUUCUGUUGAUUUUCGUGGUUGUAAAAUGUUAAGAGGACAAUGUUUUAUUUCAUUAACAAAUUCUUUAGAAAAAUUAUAUCUAGAUGGUUGUUAUGCAUUAGAAGCAAGAGCUAUUGAAGAUGUUUGUAUGCAAGCUCAAGGAUUAAAAGUACUAAAAUUAAAUGGAUGUUUUAAUAUAACAGAUGAAUAUAUUUCAUUAAUAGGUAGAACUUUACUUGACUUAGAAGUUUUUUCAUUACAUGGAGAUGGAUAUAAAUAUUUAUCACCUUCUAGUUUAACAUGUUUAACAUUAUUGAAAAAUUUAGUUGAAUUAUCAUUUGAUUACAAUAGUUUGGUAAAUGAUGACUUUAUUAUAGCUUUAUGUAAAUCUAAUAGAAAUAUUAAAAAAUUAUCUUUUGCAUAUAGUGGUGAUGAAAAUUCAAUUACAUCUGAUGGAUUAUCUACAAUAAGAAAUUUAAAUCAAUUAAUGUAUCUUGACUUAAGUGGUUUAUUAGGAAUUGAUAUUAAUUGUUUAUCUAAUAUUAUUAAUGAAUGUAAAAAAUUAUCUGAAUGUUAUUUAAGAAAUUGUCCCAACUUAAAUGAUUUAGCAUUAGAAUGUUUUAUUAACGCUUCUGAAUGUAUAAGUAAAAUUGAUGUUAGUGCAUGUUUAGGUAUUUCAAAUAAAUCAAUUCAAAAAAUUCUUAAGCAUUUUACAUUAGAGAACAAAAAAUCAAAAAUAAUCGUCUUAGUAGUAGGUUCUACUGCAGUUCAAAUUGAAUUAUUAAGAAUAAGAAAUAGUAGAGUAAUAUUAGAUUUAAAUGAUUCAAGUUCAUUACCAUUGGAUAUUUUUACUAAUCCAUCAAUAAAAGAAUUUGAAGGAAUUGAAAAAAUAAUAAAUAAUGAAAUGGAAAAUAAAAAGAAUGAUAUUGAUGAGAAUGAUGGACAUUGUAAUAUUAUGGAUGUUAAAAAAUCUUAUAUUGUUGGAGCAUUAACUGGUAUAGAUGAAUCACCUGUUUUUAAUAGUCAUGAAGAAAUGGUAGAAUGGGCAAAGAAGGAAGCUGCUAAUUUAAAUAUACAGUUAUAA